Pseudogymnoascus verrucosus is the source of this 1256-nucleotide messenger RNA. Its product is annotated as N-terminal acetyltransferase. NCBI's taxonomy places the organism in Eukaryota, Fungi, Ascomycota, Leotiomycetes, Thelebolales, Thelebolaceae. The transcript is spliced from 2 exons. The record is from RefSeq and is a predicted model, not a curated record. The coding region runs from base 184 to 1197 and encodes 337 amino acids. Gene Ontology annotation, molecular function: acetyltransferase activity.
CAGAAAAUACUCCCCACCAUUCGGUAUUCGGUAAAGUAGGUAUGCGCGGGCCAAGCACGACAUAUCUAAGCACGACAUGGUCUUGAUAGCCAACACCCUAAGAUAGAAGGAGAGGUUAGUCAUGUGUGUCAGGCCUGUGAGUAUGAGUGCUGUCAAGUCGUCGAACUCUUCUUCAACACUAUCAUGGACGCCUUCAGAGACUCUACUCCUCAGGAAUCUGCCUAUUCCGCCCCUCAGGUUGCCGCCUGGCUCGGUCGCAUCUCCCUCCCCUCAUCCCUAACCCAAUACGUGGAUUCUCCGUCAGCCUUUCCUAAGACAGCCACAUCCCUCCAGUCGCUGUUCCGAUGCCAGAUCACAACCUUUCCUUACGAGAAUCUCUCAGUGCACUACUCCCAGAGCCACCAGGUCAACAUCCAGCCAGAUGUGCUGUUUACGAAAAUGAUGGGCCCGGAUCAUAACGGCAGGGGCGGCUACUGCAUGGAACUUAGCAUCUUCUUCCACCACAUGCUGCGCGGGCUUGGGUUCCACGUCUACAUGACGGGCGUGCGCAACCGGACGCGGACUGACGGGAAGCCGCAGGGCGAAUAUCAGGGGUGGACGCACAUUAACAACAUCGUCCACCUCCCUUGCGGCUCCAAGUUUAGCGCCGACGUCGCGUUUGGUGGUGACGGGCCGACGUCUCCUCUUCCUAUGGAUGGCAUGGCAUCUGCGCUUCGCAAUCUAGGAACCCAAGAGGUACGCCUCAUACAGGAAAACAUUCCUAAGCAGCGCCUUCGGGAGCCGAAGUUGUGGGUGUACCAGUAUCGCAACAGUUCUGAUAAGGAGUGGAACUCAUUCUACAGCUUUUCUGAGAUCGAGUUCUUUCAGGAGGAUUUUGAGGUUCAGAAUUGGUGGACUAGCGCUAAGACACUCCAUCGGUGGACUGUGUUAGUGGUUCGAUUUCUAAGGGAGGGUGAGCCCAUUAAAUUCUCUAGAGAUGGUGCCUGGAGGAAAGGAGAUGACCAAGAGAUAAGCAUUGUCGGCAAGGUAAUGCUAGUAAAUAACCUGGUUAAGGUUAAUGUAGGGGGGAAGACAAGGGUUGUACAUGAGUUUAAUUCCGAGGAUGGACGGUUGCUGGCACUCCAGGAGUAUUUUGGGAUUACAUUAACGCAGGAGGAGGCCCAGUUCAUACAGGGGUGGGACAUGGCGCUAAAAUAGAGUCCGGUGACGAGACUGGAUAAACAUGAAUAGAAGAGUAGAUGUUUAGAACUAUGCUG